CACUCAUAAUUUUCCCCCUGGACUUUCCCUCUCCCCAAAAACCUCAUUUCCGAGAAAAAGAGAAGCUCAGGUAGCAGGAAGGAAAUGGCUGAUCAGCUUACCGAAGACCAGAUCUCUGAGUUCAAGGAGGCCUUCAGCCUCUUCGACAAGGAUGGCGAUGGUUGCAUUACUACCAAGGAGCUGGGGACUGUGAUGCGAUCACUUGGACAGAACCCUACCGAGGCAGAACUCCAAGAUAUGAUCAACGAAGUUGACGCUGAUGGGAAUGGGACCAUUGAUUUUCCUGAAUUCCUUAACCUCAUGGCAAGGAAAAUGAAAGAUACUGACUCAGAGGAGGAACUUAAAGAGGCUUUCAGGGUGUUUGACAAGGACCAGAAUGGCUUCAUAUCAGCUGCUGAGCUCCGCCACGUUAUGACAAAUCUUGGUGAGAAGCUUACAGAUGAGGAAGUCGAUGAGAUGAUCCGCGAGGCCGAUGUUGAUGGUGACGGGCAGAUCAACUACGAGGAGUUCGUCAAAGUCAUGAUGGCCAAGUAAGGAUCUCUUCAACCAUAACCAAGAUCCAAAAAUGGCAAUAUCAAAAAGAG
This is a messenger RNA of Hibiscus syriacus, 584 nucleotides long. RefSeq names its product calmodulin. The transcript is spliced from 2 exons. Lineage: Eukaryota; Viridiplantae; Streptophyta; Magnoliopsida; Malvales; Malvaceae. Gene Ontology annotation, molecular function: calcium ion binding; enzyme regulator activity. The record is from RefSeq and is a predicted model, not a curated record. The coding region runs from base 85 to 534 and encodes 149 amino acids.